AUGGAAAUCGAACAAAUCGCAGCCGCUCCCGUCGCAGCGAAUCCCGCCGCACAACAAACACUGACCGCAAGAUUCUUCAGAUGCAUCUUCACGACUAUUUUCUACUUGCAACUGAUCCUAAACUCGGCCUUUGUCGUCUUCCUCAUGCUUCGAGGUCUCGUCUUCACCAAUUCACCAAACUUCCAUCCCAAGAAAUGGUACACUCCUCUGCUAUCCUCUGUUGCUGUCUCUGGAGCUCUCUCUCUAGCCUGGCAAUGCUUCCUCUCCUGCAACAUAGCAGCAACAGUCAAAGCAACCUUCUUUCUCACACCGUUUCUCAUAUUCUCCAUCGGGAUAUUCCAAAUUGUGUCCACCCCAAAUGUGGUUCGAUGGAUCAGUAUCGUCUUUUUUAUCGUUGGCUUGGCUCACGCAGCCUAUUGCUGGCUUUACGUCCGAGGAAGCCAGCGUAAUUUCACCAUCACGAUAAUGGCUCGCUCCACGGCCCUACUACCUCCAAGAACCAGAUUAAUAGCGGUUGUAUCGGUGAUCUUGAGCGUCUUCUACUCUGGCUUCCUGGUUGCUGGAAUCGGAGGAGCUACUGCAACAAGAACAAGACUAGACAUUCUCUUCAUCUCCAUAGUCAUGAUCAACCUCGCCUGGACAAUGCAAGUUCUCAAGAACAUACAAGAAGUCGCCAUCUCCAAAGCCAGAUACGUCUACUUCAAACGUCAUGAGUUGAUGAAUGCAUGUGAUGCUCUUGGUGCCACUAUGAGAAACCAGCUCGGGAACGUUUGUAUUGGGUCAACACUCUUGCCAAUUUAUGUACCCAUCAGGUGUACCAUCCGAACCUGUAAUAUGAUGGAUGAUGAGAGUGACCGGACCAUGUAUGCGAGUAAUGUAGACUGCUGUUGGAUUGCCAAUCACCUGGUGUUACACGGGAACAGAUAUGGCUUCGUUCAUGUGGGAGCUUACAACAAAAGCUUUGUGCAAGCGUCGACUGAUACCUGGCAGAGGUUCAGAGCAACGGUUGGAUUGGAGGAGAUAAUUGAUUCUGACAUCACCAGCUCCGUCUGCUUCCUCAGUGCCAUUUCGAUCGGUGCAAUCUCUGCAUUGACUGCAGGAAUAUGGGAGUUUUACAUCCAUAAAGAUUACUACUUUCAGCAGACUCUCUAUGCUUUCAUCAUCGGAUACUUCGUGGGGAGAGUUGCAUCGGCGUGGCUGCAAGGAUGUGUAUUGGCUUACUAUGUGGCUUAUUCUGAGGAUCCACAGAGUGAUAUUUUUGAUGACACGAUUCCAAAACGUAUUGUACGGCAGAAUAUAGAAGAGCAAAAAAGGUUAGCCUCUUAUGAACCAAGGCGGCAGGAGGACGAACCGGAGCCAACAUACGCGUCGUAG
Molecule: messenger RNA, 1374 nt
Organism: Microthlaspi erraticum
Lineage: Eukaryota; Viridiplantae; Streptophyta; Magnoliopsida; Brassicales; Brassicaceae
Source: the annotation of a GenBank genome assembly